GUUCCCUUUCUGUCGCUGUGGAAACGACACGAGCGCAGAAAGUUUGUCGACGACAGUGCGGCUGAAAAGAUGAGUUUGAAUCUGGAGGCUUACUUCGGGUCAGUUUUCGAAGAACGACUCAAAUUAAAUAAAUUCGCGCAGAAGGAUUUGGCGGAUUCGAGUACAAGCGUAAUGAAACUCUUGGAGGCGCGCGACGAGUGCGCGAGUCUGACCAGGACUCUGGAGUCUCAGAAAGAGGAGAUGCAGAUUAAGCGGGAGAAUUUAAGAGAGAGAGACGAAAACAAUACGAAAGAAGAGGAGAAACUGAAGAAAUCCAUACUGAAAUAUAACAAGUUUUUGCAAGAAAAUGAUGCCAGACGGUUGCGUGCCUUAAAGAAAGCAGAAGCGGAGCGAGCUCAAAUCAGACUGAAAGAAUUGGAGAUUCAGAAGCUACAGACAGAGAACGACAAGCUGCUGGCACGAAAAGAGAAUCUGAAGGAUCGUGUCAGAAAAGCCAUAUGCUACCAAGAGUUCCUGGAGAGGGCCACAAAAAUGUCCGGAAAGUUUGAGACCAUUGGUCAAGUCAUUGACCGUCUUCACACACUCCAGUCCAUCAACAAGGAACUCCUAGAAAGCCAAACUAGGUUAGAGAAGGAGAGAGAAAGCACAAAGCUGAAACUAAUACAGUAUAUAAAUAAACAGCGAACUGUUCUCCUGCACUGUAACAACCAACUGCACCAGCAACAGACGCAGCUAGACAGCAUACGCCUAGAAGCAUACAAAUGGGAGUUAAAACUAAAGCACUUCCAUUCCACUGCAGCAAAAGAGACACUCCAGUUUGCUCAACUAAAGGCCACAAUCCGUAACAUUUGUCAGAUGAUCACACAUUACAGGAAAGUCUCUGUGGACACUGAGGACACAUUCAAGCAGCUGGAAAUGAUUCAGAAAUAUUUUCAGCUUAUGAGAGCUAUAGAUGAUGAACUGAAGUUCAACAUUAUAACAAGGUCAAAUCGAACUGAAGGGAAUGACAGCGGUGGAGAUUAAGACCCAAGCUCUGUGUAUCCACAGUACAUCCGCUGAAUAUGGACAGAUGCACCUAAGCUAAAUAAAAAUCAUCACCUGGCCACCCAUCAGGAUUGUGCACUGGGUUGAGAGGGACAGCAGGAAUAUUGCCCAGGAACACGGAGAUUAAAAGGAUGUUUAACCUAAACAAAAAGGGAAUGUGUACACUUGAAUGCUUUAUGAGUCUCACAGUCACAGUGAGCUUUUUAAUUUUUAAUAACACAAUUUCUAAUCUAAUAACACAAAUGCUAAUGGUGAUAGUCUUGUGCUGUGCUUUCAUGUCGUGCUUUCUUUCAUUUCUUUCCUUUCUUGGGCUUUGCGUUGGCCUUCAUGGCCUUGCGUACACAAAAGCCUCUCCAGUGGGCCUAAAUGAUAGUGGCAGCUUGGCUCUGCAUCUCUCUUUCUCUUUCCUGUUGUUCCCUCUGCUCCUGAGACUUCUGUCGCUCCUCCAUAAUCUGGGAGUACU
Molecule: messenger RNA, 1507 nt
Organism: Carassius carassius (crucian carp)
Lineage: Eukaryota; Metazoa; Chordata; Actinopteri; Cypriniformes; Cyprinidae
Product: coiled-coil domain-containing protein 42 homolog
Exons: 7
Coding region: 70-1023 (317 amino acids)
Source: RefSeq, a predicted model, not a curated record